Molecule: messenger RNA, 2524 nt
Organism: Pseudopipra pipra
Lineage: Eukaryota; Metazoa; Chordata; Aves; Passeriformes; Pipridae
Product: zinc finger protein 883-like
Exons: 2
Coding region: 137-2029 (630 amino acids)
Biological process (GO): regulation of transcription by RNA polymerase II
Cellular component (GO): PcG protein complex; transcription regulator complex; chromatin
Molecular function (GO): RNA polymerase II cis-regulatory region sequence-specific DNA binding; DNA-binding transcription factor activity, RNA polymerase II-specific
Source: RefSeq, a predicted model, not a curated record
AUUUGUCCUUCCCAAAGCUUGGGCGGAUGGAGGAGGAGGCUGCGAGGAAGAGGAAGAUGCCUUGGGCCCCCCAGGCAGGUGAGGAGGAAGUCAGUGUCCCUUUGGGCGGGUGUUGUGCUGGCUCUGUCAGCCGAGCAUGGCCCCGGCUGCAGGACAACCCCGCUGGCGCCGCCGUCCUGCCGGGGCCGGAGUUGGGGGGAUGUCCUUGGCCUUCCCUGUGGGCCGGAGGCAAAUCCCCUGCCUGUCCUUCUUGCUUCCUGCCCCAGGCCCCGAGCUGAGGACGGAGAGCCCGGAGGACAAAUCCCCCCGUGAGACCCUGGUGGGAGAGGCCGUCUUGAAGGGCUCCAUGGCGCAGGAAGGCAGCGGGGAGGAAAAGGGCCGGAGAUCCCCCCGCAGGAGGGGCUCCAAAGCCAUCCCAGGGUGCUCUGAGGAGGAAAGAGCCAGCCUGUGCCGGGAAGGCGGCCAGAGCUUGAGGCUUAGCUCUGACCUGGUGGUCCCUGAGCAGCCUCCCAGCAGGGAGAAGCCCUUCAGGUGCUUGGAAUGUGGGAAGAGCUUUAGGAUGAGCAUCAACCUGAUCCGACACCAGCACAUCCACACUGGGGAACGUCCCUACACGUGUGGAGAAUGUGGGAAGAGCUUCAGGGACAGCUCCCACCUCCGCACCCACCAGCGCAUCCACACUGGGGAAGGUCCCUAUAGAUAUGGGGACUGUGGGAAGAGCUUCAGCCAGAGCUGCAGCCUCCGCACCCACCAGCACAUCCACACUGAGGAAUGGCCCUACAAGUGCUUGGAAUGUGGGAAGAGGUUUAGGACCAGCUCAUAUCUCCUCUUGCACCAGCGGACGCACACGGAUGAGAGGCCCUUCUGCUGCACCAACUGCGGGAAGGGCUUCAAUGAGAACUCCAGUCUUGUCACCCACCAGCGCAUCCACACUGGAGAACGGCCCUACACGUGUGGGCAAUGUGGGAAGAGCUUUAGCCAGAGCUCCAACCUCCGCACUCACCAGCUCAUCCACACUGGGGAACGACCCUAUAAGUGCUUGGAAUGUGGGAAGAGGUUUCAGACCAGCGGGAAUCUCCUCCUGCACGAGCGGACACACACGGAUGAGAGGCCCUUCCGCUGCACCGACUGUGGGAAGGGCUUCAAACUGAAUUCCCACCUCGUCACCCACCGGCGCUUCCACACCGGAGAGAGGCCCUACAAGUGUGGGGAGUGUGGGAAGAGCUUCGCCCACAGCUCUGCCUUGACCAGACACCAACAGACCCACCACAGGGAGAAGCCUUUCAGGUGCUUGGAAUGUGGGAAGAGCUUCAGUCAGAGGUCCCAGCUGAUCUGCCACCAGCACAUCCACACUGGGGAACGGCCCUACACAUGUGGAAAAUGUGGGAAGAGCUUCAGGUGUAGCUCCAACCUCUUCACCCACCAGCACAUCCACACUGGGGAACGGCCCUACUCAUGUGGGGAAUGUGGGAAGAGCUUCCGCCAGAGCUCCCACCUCCACACCCACCAGCGCAGUCACACUGGGGAACGGCCUUAUUCUUGUAGGGAAUGUGGGAAGAGCUUCAACCGAAACUCCCACCUCCGUUCCCACCAGCACAUCCACACCGGGGUGCGUCCCUAUACCUGUGGGGAAUGUGGGAAUAGCUUCAGGGAGAGCUCCCACCUCCUGACCCACCAGCGUAUGCACACUGGGGAACGGCCCUACACGUGUGGGCAAUGUGGGAAGAGCUUCAGACAAAUCUCCAACCUUAUUCUACACCAGCACGUCCACACUGGGGAACGGCCCUACACAUGUUUGGAAUGUGGGAAGAGGUUUCACACCAACUCCAAUCUCCUCCUGCACCAGCGGACGCACACGGAUGAGAGGCCCUUCCGCUGCACCGACUGUGGGAAGGGGUUCAAACUGAACUCCCAUCUCAUCACCCACCGGCGCAUCCACACUGGGGAGGGGCCCUACAAGUGUGGGGAGUGUGGGAAGAGCUUCACCCAGAGUUCUAACUUGACCAAACACCAACAGACCCAGCAGUAAUGGAAGCCCUUCCAGUGCCUCGACUGCAGGAAUAGCUUCGGCCGCUGCUUCCACCCUAAAUGAAGCCCCUGAUGGUGAGGCAACCCUUGGAGUCCAGUGACUGUCAGUCCAUCUCUUUUGACCACAAAGGGCCAGUUCCCUUUCAGAGGGGCAGCUUCUUCCAACAGAACCCUUCUUGGGGUGUGUGUGGAGAUUCCUGCCUUGGCUGGGGACUCCCAAGGUCACUGCUGGAGGUUGAGAGCAGAGAUCUCCCCACGAGUGUUGGUGUGGGGGAGUUCCAUCCAUCUCUAAUUAAGAAUUAUUGCUUUUGUGGCAGCUUGAGUAGAAUUGCUUCAACAAUUGCUUUAGUGUAGAGCACUGUCCUAUCUUAUCCUCUACUCCUGGUAGCUUUAGUGUGUAUAUUGUGCACUAAUUGUGAUGAAGAUCUUUUGUCUGAUCAUUUGUAUCUCUAAAUAAAUUCAUUUCUAGCAAUAGAUCUGAUUUGCCAUCAUUAAA